Molecule: messenger RNA, 954 nt
Organism: Cynara cardunculus var. scolymus (artichoke)
Lineage: Eukaryota; Viridiplantae; Streptophyta; Magnoliopsida; Asterales; Asteraceae
Exons: 1
Coding region: 1-954 (317 amino acids)
Molecular function (GO): nucleic acid binding; zinc ion binding
Source: RefSeq, a predicted model, not a curated record
AUGCCUCCGAGAAGGGAAGAUCCCGAACUCGCAAGACUUGUGUCUGAGCAGGUACUAGCAGCACUCCCAAACAUAGUAAGCCAAAUAGCGGCAGGUCUGAAUGCUAACCGAGAGAACAACCCGGGAACAGGCACGAAUAGAGAUAGGGAAUGCACGUGUAAGUCGUUCCGAGCCUGUAAGCCUAAGGAAUUUCAUGGAACUGAAGGAGCGGUUGGACUGUUAACCUGGAUAGAAGGAAUGGAAUCUGUCCUUCAUAUAAGUAAAUGUACUGAAGGAAACAAGGUGGAAUUUGCUGCUUGUCUUCUGCAAGGACGAGCGCUGAAUUGGUGGAACACACAGGUACAAACUCGAGGCCGAGAUGCAGCCAAUAGACUAUCAUGGGAAGAGUUUAAGAAAAUGCUCAAGGAGGAGCACUGUCCAAGGAGUGAGAUCCAGAAACUAGAAGCAGAAUUGUGGAACCAUCAGAUGAAGGGAAAUGACGUGGACUCAUACRCUGCACGUUUCCAUGAGUUAGCCAAAUUGGUGCCACAUUUGGUGACGCCCGAGGAGAACCGAGUUGAUCGAUAUGUUUGGGGCUUGUCUCCUGUAAUCAGAGGGAAUGUGACUUYGGCUKACCCRAAAACCCUACAAGAAGCAGUGWAAUUAGCGACAAGGCUCACCAACAWUKCAAACCGUUCGGGAGCAUUCACAAGUGACAAGGCAAGAGSAAAGAGGAUAAUGGAGGAACCUGUUAGAAGACAGUUUGGAAGAAGGAUGGGUAAGGAGCAGAGAGUAUCAGGAAACUAUGGAAUUCAGGCACCGGCGACCGAGAAAGGGAAAGGAUCAUACACAAAGUGUGACAAGUGCAACAAACAACACCUGGGGAGAUGUAUCACAUGUCUUAAGUGCAAGAGGACAGGACAUGUUGCAAAGGAUUGCAGAGUCGGAGAAGGACGGGUUUGCUUUGAGUGUUGA